Ceratosolen solmsi marchali is the source of this 1534-nucleotide messenger RNA. Its product is annotated as D-beta-hydroxybutyrate dehydrogenase, mitochondrial. The transcript is spliced from 6 exons. Lineage: Eukaryota; Metazoa; Arthropoda; Insecta; Hymenoptera; Agaonidae. Gene Ontology annotation, biological process: steroid metabolic process. The record is from RefSeq and is a predicted model, not a curated record. Gene Ontology annotation, molecular function: oxidoreductase activity. Gene Ontology annotation, cellular component: intracellular membrane-bounded organelle. The coding region runs from base 412 to 1374 and encodes 320 amino acids.
CGCAUUCCUCGCGUUGGAAUUUCGCGUCCAGUUGUUACAGAGAUAUGCGGAGAGUCUCGCUCGGACUAUAAGGGACGAGUCCGUGAGUGCGAGCCGCUCGCGCAGUAAGCGUUUUACCGGCAAGCGCGAACGCUAGCGCCUUUUUAUCUCGAAAUUGAAAAGUCGAGUGUGGAUCAACCGAGCGUACCUAGUUUCCUUUGAAAUAGAAACUUUAAGAUCGUUGUUUGUGUCGAUCGUUGCAGUGCCUUUAAGCCUAUUUGAUUAAUUGAUUUGACCGUGGGUGUUGUCCUUCCAAUGUGAGGUCAUUGACUUCAUUUACUUCGACUUCUAUUGCGAUCUUUAUUUCUUCAUACGAGAUUGCAAGUGAAGAGAAAAGCAGCUAAAAUCAGUUAGUACUCAAGAUACAUAAAAAUGGACGUCGAGACGGGGGCCAUAUUGGCCCUGCAGAUUCUUGCUCUAUGUUCUAUCGUCGCGGCUCUUCUGGCUUAUCUAAUGCGUCAGUCACGUAACGCUAAUGAGGAAUAUGAAAUGCGUAGUAAGCGUUACGUCCUCGUUACAAGCUGCGAUACUUGUAUUGGUUUGCAACUUGCUUUGGCUCUAUCCGAAGCUGGCUAUAAGGUAUUCGCCGGGUUGCUCGAUCCAGCUGGUAAUUCACACGGAACGAAAAUUUUAGAAGCCGUGGAGCUCCAGCGUACAAGAGCAAAAGAUCUUGAGAGCGUGGAAGAAUCGCCAGUGGCGUCAUCAGAUGUACGAUCACCUGGCCAGAUUAUAACCGUGGAAUUAGACUCGACACGAGAAGAUAGUUUGCGUACGUGCUUUGAUGCUGUGAAAGCGAAGCUACCGGCUGGAGAAAACGGAUUAUGGGCAGUGGUGCAUACCGGUGGAUUGGCUUUGCCGGGAGUUAUCGAGAGGCAAGCGAGUUCGGCCUGGGAAUCCAUGCUCCGACAUAAUUUGGUUGCGCCUUUACGGGCUGCGCGCGUAUUCAUUCCACUGCUCCGAGCGAAAAGAGGUCGCAUAAUUUUACUGGGCGACUCAGACACGAGCUUCGGCUCGAUGGUGGGUGCUGGUCUCGUGGCCUUUAGUGCCUCUCGCAAAGCUGUUGAAGGCGCGGCGGAAGCAUUGCGAGCUGAGCUCUGCGUGUCUGGUGUCGACGUCGUGUUGCUCAAGCCACCGUCCGUGAAUCCACUGGCGCUUUACGGUCCCCCGGUUCUUAAAGCGUCCGAGAAGAAAUUAACAACGGAGUUGCCGGAAGGAACUUGGAUAGCCCCGCUGACAGCUCAAUCGGUAAAAUCUUCCUUAAUACCGGCACUCACGUCGACCUGUCCAUAUAAAUCUUAUAACAUGAGCAAGAGUUCUCGAAUUUUCUGUCGAUAAACCAAUCAGAAAUGGGAACAGUUUUUUAUGUCAUAUAUUAUGGAAUACUAAAUGUGCGCCAAAUAACUCUUUGUAACAUAUGUAAUUAUACAUAAUUUAUAGAUUUAUGCAUAAUCAUUUAUCUUGUACGGUGUAAUUCUUGUAUAAAUACUAAAAUAGU